AUGAACAUGUAUGAAGACGACGGAAUAUUGCGGCCGUUUAGCCGUCAGCCAUGGAUAGCUCGACCACCUACUCCAUUCGGUAAUGAAUACUGCUGGGGACCAAGUCUCCACCUCGCGCAUGGAGGAGCCUUCCCGAUGUCUCGGCGAUUAGCCUGGAGUUCUAGACCGUUGAUCGAUUCUAUACCUCACAGGGCUGAUUGGUUGGCAUCAGUCCCAGCGCUUUUGAAGACUUUCUCGAGAACUGAGAAGACAGGAAGAGACUUCCAGGCUCAUCCUCGUGUCGAAGAGAGUCAUCGUGAGAAUAACUUCGAUGAACCGAUGGAGCUCGGUGGAGUACGAACUGCUGCAUAUGACCUGUAUGGCGUUGCCGGGGCAAACAACACAUGGUCUCUCGACGAGAUAGAGACAAUACAACCAGACUCUGGUUACACGGGGAUUGCUCGGAAGUCCAUAAGUGGAAAUCCAAUUACAUUUUGGUCCCGAGAAAUCAUCUGCAAACCCCACAGUGGUCGUGAGAAAAUGAUGGAGAAUUGGAGAGCGCCGAGAAGAAAACCUCGAAAGUUGAGAUCGCCAUAG
Molecule: messenger RNA, 576 nt
Organism: Aspergillus versicolor CBS 583.65
Lineage: Eukaryota; Fungi; Ascomycota; Eurotiomycetes; Eurotiales; Aspergillaceae
Exons: 1
Coding region: 1-576 (191 amino acids)
Source: RefSeq, a predicted model, not a curated record